AUGCCCGAGGUCCCCGCAGCUCGCGCCUGGCCUCUCCUGCUCCUGCUGGCUGUCCAGCUCGGCACAGCCGCCGGCGCUCCUCAGCCGUGGCACUGCGCUCCCUGCUCCGCUGAGAGGCUUGCGCUCUGCCCGCCCGUGCCUGCCUCGUGCCCGGAACCCUCCCGGCCCGCCGGCUGCGGCUGCUGCCCGACGUGCGCCCUGCCGCUGGGCGCCGCAUGCGGCGUGGCCACUGCGCGCUGCGCCCGCGGGCUCAGCUGCCGCGCGCUGCCUGGGGAGCCGCGGCCCCUGCACGCCCUCACCCGCGGCCAGGGCGCCUGCAUGCUCGUGCCCGACGCCGUGCCCAGCGCCGAGGCCACAGCCCCUGACAGCGUGCCCCCUGAGAGCACAGAGAUGACCCAGGAGCAGCUCCUAGACAGUUUCCACUUGAUGGCCCCAUCCAGCGAGGACCUGCCCAUCAUCUGGAACGCCAUCAGUAAUUACCGGAACAUGAGGUCUCGUGAGAUCUCUGACAUCAAAAAGUGGAAGGAGCCCUGCCAACGAGAACUCUACAAAGUGCUGGACAGAUUAGCCAAGGAGCAGCAGAAGGCAGGGGAUGAACUUUACAAGUUUUAUCUGCCGAACUGCAACAAGAAUGGAUUCUAUCACCCCAAACAGUGUGAGACGUCCCUGGAGGGAGAGGUGGGGCUCUGCUGGUGUGUCUACCCUUGGAGCGGGAAGAAGAUCCCAGGGUCUGUGGAGAUCAGAGGAGACCCCAAAUGCCAUCAGUAUUUCAACAUACAGAACUGAGAACAGGUGCAAUAUGAUCUAUUCCUUCACAUGAAAUAUUUAAGUAUAUAGUAUAUUUAUACAGUAGCAUAC
Messenger RNA from Diceros bicornis minor, 858 nucleotides. RefSeq names its product insulin like growth factor binding protein 1 (gene IGFBP1). NCBI's taxonomy places the organism in Eukaryota, Metazoa, Chordata, Mammalia, Perissodactyla, Rhinocerotidae. The transcript has 4 exons. The coding region runs from base 1 to 786 and encodes 261 amino acids. Gene Ontology annotation, molecular function: insulin-like growth factor I binding; insulin-like growth factor II binding. Gene Ontology annotation, cellular component: extracellular region. The record is from RefSeq and is a predicted model, not a curated record. Gene Ontology annotation, biological process: regulation of insulin-like growth factor receptor signaling pathway.